AAUCACAUCAGUAGUAAGAUAUAACAACAUAUCACAAAGAUCUAGGAAGUGCACGAUUCGAGAUGGGAAAGAAGGUCUUGACCGUGUCCACAAGUGCCGACGCCCUAGGUGGCGAUGCAACAGGCCUCUGGUUGGAGGAGCUCGCAGCUCCCUACCUUAUCCUGAAGUCCAAGGGACAUGACGUGACGAUCGCGAGCGUGAAGGGCGGCAAGAUUCCCCUGGACCCGACUUCCAUGAAGCCAGAAAACGUUGUGGGCCAUGCCCAGACCUUCCUUGACAGCAAGGAUGACAUGGCGCUGCUGGAGGACAGCGUGCCCAUCGCGGGCCUCAGCGCCGAUGACUUCGACGCUAUUUAUAUCCCCGGGGGCCACGGGGUUGCGGUGGAUGGACCCUUUGAUCUCACCUUGCGCGCGCUCAUCUCCGAUUUCGCCGCCAAGGGCAAGAUUGUGUCCGCGGUGUGCCACGGCCCCGUGGCUUUCUCGGGGCCCAAGGUUGAUGGCAAGCCGAUCGUUGCCGGCAAGCGGGUGACGUGCUUCAGCGACAGCGAGGAGAACACGGUUGGCAAGAGCCAUCUGGUGCCCUUCCUGCCAGAGGCGCGCCUGCGCGAGCUCGGAGGCCUCUACGAAAAGGGAGACGAUUGGACUUCGCAUGUGGUCGUGGACGGCAAGCUGAUCACUGGCCAGAAUCCGCAGUCGAGCGAGAAGAUUGGCGAGGCAAUAGCAGAGGCCUUGGCAGCAUGAGAACAUGUGCCAAGUGCAGUGCCACCAUUUUCAGCUUCUGAAUUCAGCACCACAGCUCAGCAGUAUUGUCACAGCGUUCAGCAGGUUUCAUUUAUGUCAAAAGUUGUGUUGGCCAGACUGUCAGAUGUUGUAUACGUAAGCUCUGGAACCUCUUGGGUGACUCACCUCAAGAUUAUGUCAAAGUUUGCAUGCGCAUGAGGGUGUUGGGACAGCCGUCACAUGAGGUGCACCUCCGGUAAUGAAUCAUGAUUAGGUCUCGUGAGUUGCUCUCUUUUAGUCUGUCUGGUACAUGUGGGACACUUAAAUAUUUGUGAUUGCAGAGCUGUAUGCAUGCAAACUUGUAAUUGUGGGUCACGUCCUAAAUAGAC
Coccomyxa subellipsoidea C-169 is the source of this 1108-nucleotide messenger RNA. Its product is annotated as class I glutamine amidotransferase-like protein. Lineage: Eukaryota; Viridiplantae; Chlorophyta; Trebouxiophyceae; Coccomyxaceae. The record is from RefSeq and is a predicted model, not a curated record. The transcript is spliced from 6 exons. The coding region runs from base 63 to 740 and encodes 225 amino acids.